Siniperca chuatsi (mandarin fish) is the source of this 7962-nucleotide messenger RNA. RefSeq names its product septin 12 (gene septin12). Gene Ontology annotation, biological process: cytoskeleton-dependent cytokinesis. The coding region runs from base 277 to 3153 and encodes 958 amino acids. Gene Ontology annotation, molecular function: GTP binding; GTPase activity; molecular adaptor activity. The transcript is spliced from 11 exons. The record is from RefSeq and is a predicted model, not a curated record. Gene Ontology annotation, cellular component: septin complex; cell division site; microtubule cytoskeleton. Lineage: Eukaryota; Metazoa; Chordata; Actinopteri; Centrarchiformes; Sinipercidae.
CCGCCCACCAGCCGCCCGUCCCCCCGCCCCUUGGCCCUCUGGGUCCAGGCUGCAGACAGCGGAGCAGGGGGGCUGGGCCACCGACAGCCGAGACACCGAUGGUCCUGGGGUUCUCACGGACUGUGAAGACACGCACAGCACCGAGUAUAGCCUGCACACCUCGACGCGGACAACUUCGGUUACUUUUCGAUAGGGAUUACAAGUUUUCUUGAGGGAUACGUUUUUUGUCUUAUCUGACUUGAAACGGCAUCACGGAGCCUUCUGCACUCAGACAGGAUGUCGGAACUUUCCGUGAAUGACCAUCUUGAAGGGAUUUUAUCAGAUUUUGAAGCGCUGAAGAGAUCCUUCGACAUUGAAGAUGUGGAUGACAUACCAUCCUUCUCCACAGCUUCCCCAAUCUCCACCCCCAUUUCUCCCUCUUCCUCCCAUUUCUUCCUCAGCCACAACAAAGCCAGUGAGGGGCGGGGAGGAGGUGGCCAGUCCCCUUCAUUAGCCUUCAACAACAACAAUAACAGCCUGAGCUCUACAGCCCACCACUCCCGCAUCAGCAUGAGUUCCAAUCCCAGCUCAGUGCUCAAGUCCUGUACUGUAGUCAGCAGCCUGUCCUUCAACCGGGGAAACAUGAACAAGCUGGCCAUCCACAACAACAGCUCCUCCGUGACCAGCGCUGCAUCCUUCCAGAGCAGGUUAAACCCCAGUGGUUACUCCAUGUUGUCUGGGCCAGGCAGUGACGACGACAGCCUUCAUAGCUCCACAUCCAGCUUGGAGUAUUCUGGAGGGGGUGGGGGUGCCCUCCCUCUUACUAGGCUGGGGUCAUAUCCUGGCCCUCCACCUCACGGGGAGUACCACCGAACCCAACCCCAGCUCCCACAACAGCACCUAGAGAGAGGUGCCAACUUGGGAAGCAACCCCAACCUGAAGAUGUUCUCCUCCUAUGGGAUGGGCCAGGGGCCAGAGAUGAUGCUGGGUGUUCCAGAGCCUCGGGGGGUGAACCAUGGCUCCAUGCCCAGCUUAGACUUCCAAAUUCGUGAUGGAGGAGGAGGAAUGGUGAGUCUGCAAAGGGGUGGAGGUGAAGGCAGGAUGUCUCCAGGUUUGAGGUAUGCUAAUGCUAAUGCGAACUGGAAUGGUCGUCUUCAUAAUGCCAGUUCCUUUGGGGAGGAGGGCUACUGUGGCACCAAAAACCACUGCCAGCAGCAAGGACCUCAGGUCCUCAAUGCUCCCCAGCCCAAGGCCAAAGAGACUCCACGUCUCGGCAAGUUUCCCUUGGAUCUGGACAGCUUGGUAACCUCAAGCACUUCUCCCACCAAGGCUCAAGGAGGAUCCAACCCCCCCAAGCCUCCUACAAGGAGCACAGGAAGCCUCCAACACCACACCAGCCCCCCAUCCACCUCGGCCAGCCCUUCAGCCUCUCUCAGCAGCCUGAACAGUUCUUCUGACACCCCACCCCUCUCUCUCCACCAUCCCCUUUUGCCUUUCUCCCCAAGUUCUCUAACUUCAUCGCAGAGCUCCAUACCUAUCCCAGAGAUGAGUUGCUCCACAGUGCCCCUUUCUGCAGCCCAGAACCCCCAGCUGGAGAUUCUUUCAGGGCCCCAAGUUAUCCAGGUGGUCCCCAACCUGCCUAGCCCUUACAGCUGUUACAGCCCCUCCAGCCCCAGAGCCAUUCGGUCUUUGGAGGAUGGCGCAGGUGAUGCCAGAGAUAGUGUAGGCUCAAUCUUACAGAGGAUCGCUUCCUUCUCCCAGCAUGUCAUCACCCCAGCAGCUGUGACCCAGCCCCCUACAGUCCAAAGCAAUGGUGGGUUGUCAUUUGCAUUUGGGUGUCCUGCUGAAACCACACUAAUGCCCACAUGGAAACAGGGGAAGAAGAAACAGGAAGAAACUGCUGGAGAGCUGGAGACGGACUCGCUCACCCCAGUGGGAGAAAGGAGAGAGGAGAAGGAGAGAGGCAUGAUGGGAAAAGAGCAAGAAGAUGAGGGCAAGAGCCAAGGUCAACCAGCCAGCAUGAAUACCCAGAAUUCCAUGACAGAAAAAGAGAACUGUGUGGGGGUUCGUACAGAGAUGGAGGAAAAAGGGAAGGGGAAGGGAAUGGAGGAAGGAGAGAUGAAGACAGAGAUGGAGGCGGAGGUGAAGGUGGAGCUGUGUCAGUCUGUGCCAGGCCUGCAGAUGAGCUAUAUCCGGGGCACUGACCUGUUUGGCUACGUGGGCAUCGAGGCAGUACUGGACCAGAUGAGGAGCAAGACCAUGAAGGCCGGCUUCGAGUUCAACAUCAUGGUGGUUGGUCAGAGUGGUUUGGGGAAGUCCACGCUGGUCAACACUCUGUUCAAGUCCAAAGUCAGCCGGAAGUCCUGCACGCCCAGCUACGAAGAGAAGAUCCCCAAAACAGUCAAACUUCACUCAGUCAGCCACGUGAUUGAGGAGAAGGGGGUGAAGAUGAAGCUGACAGUGAUCGACACUCCAGGAUUUGGAGACCAGAUCAACAACGUGGACUGCUGGGAGCCUAUAGUGAAGUACGUCAAUGAGCAGUAUGAGAAAUACCUGAGAGAGGAGCUGCAUGUCAACCGCAAGAGGAGAAUACUCGACAGCAGAGUCCACUGCUGCAUCUACUUCCUCCCUGCCACUGGACACAGGUUACGCCCCAUUGAUGUUGAAUUCAUGAAGAGGUUGGGAAAGAUUGUGAGCAUUGUACCCGUCAUCGCCAAAGCUGACACACUCACCAUUGAGGAAAGACAGGAGUUCAAAGAGAGGAUAAGGCAAGACUUGGCAGACAGUGGGAUUCGUGUUUACCCCCAGAAAGAGUACGAUGAGGAUCCAGAGGAACGCAUCCGUAACGACAGUAUCAGGGAAACCAUUCCCUUUGCUGUGGUGGGAACAGACAAGGAGCACCAAGUGAAUGGAAACAAGGUGCUGGGCCGUAAAACAAAGUGGGGAAUCAUUGAAGUUGAAAAUGUGGCGCACUGUGAGUUUGCCAACCUGAGAGAUCUACUCAUCAGGUCUCACCUGCAGGACCUGAAAGACGUGACACACAAUAUCCACUAUGAGACCUACCGCGUACGACGGCUCAACGAGAGCAACAUGAACUUCAGUGAACUGGGAAUGUCCACCUGGCUGCUGGAGAACGGAACUGCUGACAAAUGCGAAUCAGAGAGCCACCUCUGAUUUCUCCAUCAGACUCCUUCUUCCUGCACCAAAGGAGGAAUGCUGAUGCUCCUCAUCCAAUCAGAAUGAGAGAUGGGGAAAAAGAGAGCUAUUUUUUUUUCCCCACAUAGAAAUUAUUUUUAUAAUUUGUUUUUCCUUUCUGUCAUUAUGGGGCAAACUAGUGGAUUGUUUUUAAAUGAGGAAUUUUAUUUGAGUUUUUACAUGCAUGCAUUACAUGCAUCAAAUACAGAUAUAUUUUUGAAUGAGAACUCAUAUAUUUAAGGAUGGCGACAUACAGGGCAGUGGAGAGCAGACAGCACAACAUGGCACAAUGAGAGGACGCAUAAACAUAAGUCUCCCAAUGGUAUCUAAUCAUCUUGAUAUCUGCUAUAUACAGUAAAUGGUAAACUAUAUAGCCAAAAGUAUGUGGACAGUCCAGGCCUGAAACCACAAGAAUGGAAGCAGAUUAAUUCCACAGAUUGUCAGCAUCAAACAUUUAUCACAUAUGGGUUGAAUGUUCAAUUGUCCACAAACCUUUGGCAAUGCAGUGCGUCAUUCUUGCUUAGGUCAAAUGUGUUUAAAUGUGAUCCUAUGGAGAAACCCACCAUGUUGUUGUUGCUUGAGGAAAGGUUCUGUAUUCAUUUAUUAAUAGAAACAACAAUGAACACCAAGCAGCAACCAAAAUAGCGCUAUUCACUGUAUCGUUUCUGAAAGUACUCUUGUCCUCAAAUCAUGCUGUGGAGAGGUGGAUGAUGUGCAAGUUUGGUUUAAGUUGCUUUUUAUGAAAAGAUAGCUGCCUUUUAUAAUUCUGACCUGAACGAUAUAACGGACUGUAGGGCAGGCCUGGAAUUUCAUAAUUUUAAGGGCAAGGCCACUUGGCCUUUGGUGCUGUCAGUUUUUUGAGGGCACAAAGGCCAAAUGCCAGGGCAGCAAGGCCAUCAAUGAUUUUUAGUCCACGGAAAUGAUAAAUUUAACUUAAGGAUGAUUUUAUUUUUAUUCUAUUUUUUUUCAAAUUUCUUAAUGCUAAGUCAAUAAUUACCUUGUCAAUAAUAACCAUUCCUGCAUAACAAUGAGUUUAACAUUUCGAAGGUUUACUGUAGCACAACAGCCUUUUUUUAAAUGCCCCGCCCCAUCCAGGCUGUGAUUGGUCAGUUCACAAAAAGUGACAUUGACGAGCACAUCGACUUAAUGAAAAGUUGAAUAUGUUUCAACAAAAGGCACCUGAUAUAGCUAAAUAGCCAGCCAGCCAAACCCAAACCUUGCUAUUUUAUCCCUGUUGUCUUCUGUCUUAUGUUUUUGUAUAAUGGGCUGCUCAAACGGCCAACAGAGCAUCGUGGUGCUCCCGAUCGCCAGUCCGACUGGUUUCUUGUCUUAUUUGUUCGCUCAUUUAUCAAACUUUUUUACCUCAGCUCAGUCGACCUUCUCUUCUCAGAAGUUCACUCAGUCACAGCUUUGUGGGAUUGGCACAUCAGGAUGAGUUUGCCGGUACUAGAUUUGAGUCAAACUAUCAUAAAUAGCCCGGUUUUCCAGUGGUCCAUACCAGGCUUGAAAUCGAACCCACCACUGGUUAUGUGCGCUGCGUUUCACUUGAUGUUGCCCAUUAAGAAUUCACAAACGCAAUAAGACACUGGCCUUAACAAAACACCUAGAGAACAUGCUAGAGGUAGUGUUAGAGAACAUCCACUAAUUAUACGUCAUGUUCCAGUUUAUCAAGUGUACAUCACACCCUGAGGUUUUUGUCAUGCAAGGCUUACUUCCUGUUAGCAGUAGGUGGCGCAAUGACUACAACUCCUAAUUGGCAUGUAGAUGUCCUUAGGCCAGGACUCUAAUCAAAAUUUGUGAAAUUUUGAGUAGAUUGGACUAAUUGUACACUCAAGUUCAACAACUUCCUCUUUCAUGGUGAAUAAUCCAUCGCAGUGGCAACGGUAUUUUAUGGAAACUCACAAUCUUAACAAUUAAGCAUCAUUAAGACUUUGCUUAACAAAUUUGAGGUGGAUCUGAUUAAUCUGCUAGGAGUAGUUUGUAUGACUAUAGGGAUUGUAACUUCCUGCUGCCAGUAAGACUGCGACUGAAUAUGGGCAUGUAGAUGUCUUCAGGCUGGGACAUUUAUCAAACAUGUGAAGUUUGGGGCAGAUUUCACCAUGUACACUGAAGUUACAAUAACUUCCUGUGUCAUGGUGAAAAUUCGACGCCACCCUGCAGACACGCCCUUAAACAAAAACUCACACCUUUUCAUUGUGAAGGUCUUUAGAUUGCACUAGAAAGAUUUGAAGUCGAUCCGAUGAAUUCUCUAGGAGUUCGUUAAAGUACGGAGCCUGUAAAUGACAGAAAAUGGCUUAAAAUUGCACAGUCAAUUCAGAAUGGCUGACAUCCUGUUCGGUUUAGGGUAUGGCUCCAAGAGGCUUUUUUGUAUGUCUUGGGGUGAUACAUGUACCUCUCAAAUUUCAUACAUGUCGGUUAAAUGUAGGCUGGGGCUGAUUAUUAUUAUUAUUUUUUUUUUGUAGUGGGCGCUAAUGAGCCAUUUUGCCACGGCCAUGCAGACUACCCAUAACAUACUUAAAUUUUCCACCACUUCUGACAAGUGUGCAAUGUUUUGUGAGUUUUCGAGCACCUGUAGCACCUCAAAAAUGCAAUUCAUUUGGGGGAAGAAAAAUAAUAAUAAUAAUAAUCCUAGCAACCUCGCAGCAGUCAUUGCUUGGGCCCUAAUGUUUAGACUGUAAGAUUUUGGAGGACAUGCUGCAUUAUACCAUUCACCCUGGUGAGUUUCAUCAUUUUCUAGCCUCUUUUUCAAUUCAGAUCUCCAUGUCCACACUUACAUGAAUAAAAUUGAAGAUGCUAUUUAUGUGUUGAAAGUUUUUGGCACACAAGUGGUUAAGAUAAAGCAUGCAGUCCACAAUUAAGUGCCAAAACAACAGAAAAAUGCUUAAUUUGUUCAUCCUCUACCUCUUUUUAAAGAGUAACUAUACACAAAUGUUUUGUAAUUGACUUCUAUUUAUUACUUGACACAUAGAAUAAAACAGCAUUAUGUCAUCAGUUGAGCAGAUAAUGCCUACUGGAAGUAUUUACCUCAAAAUCUAGCUCAGUACUCCACCCAGUACAUAAAAUGAGCAGAAGGUGUUCAUUUUUAGAUGCCUGUGUCAACAAGAAAAACUACUAGGCUAAGUCAUUAGUAAAAAGUGAUAUGCUCAUUAUAAAAGCAGAUUGCUGAAAGUGUGGUCACUGACUUUGCAAGAUCAUGAUCUAGUCUCAUUUACAAAUUUCACUGAGGCAGAUCAGGUUUUGAAUAGGAUAGCUGAUGUGUGAAUUACAAACUACAGUUUUUGUAGUUAGUUAGUUAGUUUGUUUAUUCCCAAAACAGUGGGAAUUAAUAGAACUAUUGUCAAUAUUUCAUUUUAAUGACAACAAUAUUGUUGAAUGGAAUUCAAGGAUAGAUGAAUACAUUUUUUCAGCAUUAUGAUCCUUAUACAAGAUUCAAAAUUUUUUUAAUAUGAUUUUUUUGAUAAACCAAUUUAUGCAUUGUAUUUGUAAUUUAGCCAAUAAGACAACAAUAUUACAGUUAGGCUUACACUUAGUUACAUUUUAAUGCGAUAGACGUUCAUAAUUCCCUUGCAACAUAGUAAAACAGUUCUUGACAGCACCACAUUACAGUAAAAACGACAUAGUUAAGAAGAAAUCAAGAUAACUACGCUGACAGCACAGUCGUCAUUCAUGAAAAAACACUUUAAGUGCUGCUGUUGGUUGAAAGCUUAAUUUGAAAUGUGUUGUUGUUAAAGAGGCUUUCUGAAUCCGAUCCAAACCUUCCUGCCACAACAGAUCAAUAGGCCUACAGAUAAAUUAUUAUAGGACAUAGUGUCCUAUAGCAAUUUUAAAAUAUUAUACGAAACCAACUGGAAAGCUUGCGCUGUACGUUAACACGUUGUAUCACACAUAACAGUGGACUUGCUAAUUCUUAAAUUGGUCUAAUUUUUUCUUUUUACUUGAAAAUUAAUUUUUGGAGGUGGAAAGCUAAGUAAUGAGGGGCCAAGUGAUGUGCCAUUGGUGGGCACUGCACCCCAAUGCUCCCCUGCUGCUCUGAACUAUGGUUAGGAGACUUCUGGUUUUAUGCUAAUGCUAAUUUAGCCUGGCUUAUUGCAGGUAACUUUAGCAAGCCUUCACAAAUGUUUACAGAGGGAAGUCAUCAUCCCCAUUUGUACGGUCUCAUCUCGCUCUGUGAUGGCAGGCUUUUCAGCCUGCCUGAAAAUUGACUGGCUACCAGUUUUCGAUAAUGGAUGGAUGGCUUGUGAAAUGUUAAGAUGGUGGAAAUUUUAAUCAUGCUCAGCCGUCUUUCCAUGGAAAGAUGAAGAUUAAAAUAUAUUUUUAGAGAAGAUGAAUAGGAGUAGUAGUUUUCACACAUAAUCUUGAGUGAGAAUAAGCAUUCACAAUGUGGAGUAAUAGUGGAACCACAUAAUGGAAAAAUACUUGCGCAUAAAUCACCUGAUUAUGUCACUUUUUACUGUGUAACUAAAGAACAAUGUAAUGUUUCAGCUUCCUGGUAUCCAAAAUGUCAGUUUCAGUCUGAAGCCACCUAUCGUCCACAGUGACACCAAACCCUCCACAAUCACAUUUCACUUUGAUUCUGAUCAGAUAAAGCAUGUCAGACAUUCACUGUUACUGUCCUCUUACCUCUCUGCUCUGUAUCCCAAAGCUCUGUGUCAACCUCCCACACUUAGCAUGUUUGCAUGCAUGUACUAACAGUUCCUACUAACAGUAUGGUUAUUGUCUUUGUUUUUUAUAGUAUUAAUGAUACACAUGUUAACACUGUUGAUUUACAAUUAAAUACUUGUCACCUUA